Molecule: messenger RNA, 11648 nt
Organism: Cololabis saira (Pacific saury)
Lineage: Eukaryota; Metazoa; Chordata; Actinopteri; Beloniformes; Belonidae
Gene: tacc2
Product: transforming, acidic coiled-coil containing protein 2
Exons: 25
Coding region: 204-10811 (3535 amino acids)
Biological process (GO): cell population proliferation; cerebral cortex development; mitotic spindle organization
Cellular component (GO): cytoplasm
Source: RefSeq, a predicted model, not a curated record
UGAUGCUGAGUCUGACUGAUAACGAUGCAGUUUUGCAGGAAGGUGCUCUGCCAGCCGUGCAGUGCCAGAGUCACUUCACCGGAGGAGGGCAUGGAAUAUAAGAUGGGGAGCUGCAUCGGAAUCUCAAAGAAACAGUGUCUUUCAGCCAGCUGAUGUGACUGGCUGUUGGUCUGGGCAGUUGUGGCCCUUCACCUGGCUGAGCCAUGGGGAACGAGAACAGUACAGCUGAGGCACCGCCAGAAGAGGGCGCUCCAGAAAGCGUUGUUCUAUUUCCUCCACAGGAAAAUGAAAAUGACUCACUGCAGACUGAUGCUUACGCUGAGAGUUUGAGCGGACGGGACAACACAGCGCUGCUGACCGAGGCCUCCACCAGCCAGCCCGGUCUGUUCCCAGACAUCCCAGUCCUCAGCGGGGAGGAGGAGAGCGCCGGUGCUGCUGCUGCAGACCAGGACGACCAAGAAGAGCUCGAGUUUCCCCACGACCUGCUUCCCAAUUUGGAUUUCAGCAGCGAGUUCAACAUCUGGGAGUCUUCACUGGGAGGUCAAACUAGUGCAGGUGAGAAGAAAUGCGAGCAGGUGAACCCCCUGCUGGUGGGUCUGCAGCAUCACGUGGAAGUCAGUCGACCACCGGUGGUUGUAGAUGCAAGGCCUUAUGGUUGUGAGCCAGUUGUCGCAGAUGACCAGCCUCCACCUCAGUGUGCCACCACCCCUCACCUGGGACCCCCACGCCCCGCUGCCCCAUCCGUGCUGUUCGACCAGGAACUCCAGGAUGCCUUCCGGGAAUGUGAAGAGCAAAUGGCGUCAUUGUUCACUCCCAUAGAGCCCACAAAGGUUUACAAUGCAGAGGAGACAGACGGUGAGGUGAUGGUUAAGAAGUCCACUGAGUCAUCGUCACCACCUCCAAUCGUAAUCCAGCCAGGACAUAGCAACAGGAGCCAUGGAAACAAGAGUACACAUGGAAACAGUGAGGAAGAAAGCAGUGAGACAGACAGAGUUGUGUUUAGUUUCAGGAAUUACAUACUGGGGAUUGAGAAUAAUGUUGGGACAGCGGAGACGGAGAGCAAAAUAACUCAGGACCUGGAUACAUGUUCAGAGGUUACGCCAGAAACAGAUAAACAGAGGGAAACAGCUUCGCAUACAGAGUCAGAAAUAGCAACAGAUUUAUAUAAAGAACCCUCAAAACAGGCCGAUGUUAGCAAGCAGAAAGACGGUCAAGUGCAGGAACAUGUUGAUUCUAGUGCAGCUGCAGAGGAAAAAAGCACCGUAGACUGUGAUACUGUAGCCAAAGACGAAAGAACAGAGGCGGUAACAGAGGCUGCAACCACAAGGAAGGAAAAUCAAAACUAUGAAUAUGAUCUAAACAUUUGUGAGGGGGAAAGUGAGGCAGAAAAUCCCCUUAAAGAAUGUGGCACACAUCUAAGUGAUGCAGGUACGCUAUCAGGGCUGCAGUCAGAAGCAAAGACAAAGACAGAGCAGAACAAAGAGCAGAGUCAGUCAGACUGUAAAACCGAUAAACAGAUGGGUUCAGCACGUGGCACAAAGGAUGGACAGAGCAAAGACGGAAAGAAGAGGAAACAAAGGAAAAAGAAAAAGCUGGAGAACAAACAGAAGGCAGUGAUGGGGGAACAAGCUGAGGAUAAAAUGCAAGCUGCCUCCCUCAUAAAUGCUGGCUCUAAUACGGAUUCACCGGAAAAAGGAGUGUCUGUGUCAGAGGCUGACGCUCACGCUGUGAUUUAUGGGGAACAGCCUGAUAACAGGUUUGAUUACGAGCACAAGCAGCAGCUGAGUCCUGCGGGAGUUCUCAUCUCCAACCCCCCUUUAGCAUCCCCCGUUAGUAGUCAGGAUCAUCUUACUGCUCCGCUCAGUUCACCUGCAUCCAAGCAGCCUUUUUCACAGAUGCCCCAUCAGUCAGACAACCACAACCAAGUGGUUGCUCAUAGUAUCAUGCAUCAGCGCUCCCAUGAAAACUCACAGUGGGAGCAACAAGCAGCCGCAGGAGAAACUACACCCACAAUAACGGUCCAAGACGAAGCUAUCAAACCAACAGCUUCAAGUGACAGGAUAUCAGACGCACAAACACAGGAGGCUGUAGUUACUACGGAAGCAAAAAUACUCACACAGGAGGAUCAGAGCCCACUCUCCCAAAGAAGAACUAGUGUGGGAGAGUGUUACGUGGACGGUGCUCAUGAAAAGGCUUUAAUGAUGGUUACUGCGUUGCCACUGACAACACCCACAUUGCCAGAAGUAAUUGAAAGCCAGGGAGAGGGAGAGAGCAUGAGGCAUGAUUUUUUAGACACAGUAGCUACUGCAGCAGUGGCAGGGAGUGAGAAAGGAACAGGAGAGAACAAACUGGGAGGCGUGGAACAGCACCUCAGUUCUGCAGACGAGGAAAGAAAUAAACUUGUGGACAGCCCCCAUCAGCCCUCAUUAAUCUGCUCGCAGGAAAAAUGCACACUUGCAUUGUCAGCCACAGAGGGACAAUCUGCGUCUGAGAAAAGCUGCAGCAGCAAAAUGCCACACAACUUGGCUGAAACUGAAAUGAAGAGACCGGCGGGGAUGAGCAUUUGCAGCUCAGACGCAGACUUCUCACCGGCUGAAGAGGGAGACGUAGAAAAAGAGCUACUAGGAUCUGAAGCCUGCACCGGUGCUUCUCCCCCUGGGCUGCUCACAGGCUCUGAUUGCCAGGAUCGCUGUGCUGCGGGAUUGGAAAGAUUGGGAAAAGGGGGAGGGGGAGAGAGGGAGGAGGUGGGAGGAAAAGGAGGGCCUGCUGGAGAGCACGCUUCCUUCAGCCAGCCAGAAGGCUCUGCGAGCGGGGUGUCAUCAGCUGAGACGGAGAGGCAUCCGCCCACAGAUGUUGCCGAGUCACAGCUGAAGUCACAGGGCUGGAGUGGACCGACCGCUCUCAUCACUGAGGACAUCUGCUCUGAACAGGACCGUCUCUUCCACCCCCACCAGGAAAGGCGCAGCGAGGCAGCUUCGCCUCUCCCCACUUUCACUGAACAGAGCUCCAGCGAUGCAGAUGAAGGGAUAAAGGCUCAUCUCGUGCAGGGACUGCUUUCAGAGGAAGCUUUGCAUUUGGGAAACACUUGUGUGGAGUCAUCCAUCGGAGAGGAAAACAACAAUCAAGUCUUCUCAUCUCCAAUCCCACCUCAGCUUUCGACUUCAGUACUGCAAACCACGCAACAAGCAAGCAACGAUCAACAGGUUCAACCUGGGAGCAGAAGAGGAGACGGGACAACCGAGAGUGAAGCUGCAACCCAGAUCAAAGGUGGGAGUCCUGCGUUGUCUGGAGUGGAUGCUGGCAUUUGCAACAGCAGUAAAGGUAACAACAGAGUUCACUUUGCUGACACUGUGAUACAAAAGGUUGAUUCAUCCCUGGAUCUCAAGAACAUGUCCAUCCCGGCGUUGGACUGCGCCUCCUUGCCUCCACUGACCGUCCACGAGAGUUUGCACCAUCCUGUUGUUGAGGCCUGCUACACUUUCUCAAACUUUCUGAGUUUGAAGAAGCCAGAGAUCUCCACGAACUCUGCUCCCACCAAGAAUGAAGCAGCACUUUGCAGCUCCGCUGAACGUUGGGAGCCACAGACGGAGGUGCAAACGGACAAAGGAGAUUCUGGGACUAAUGAUACGAAGAAAAACACAGAUCACUCUGGUCAUGACAGUCUUGAGACAAACACUGAUUUGCAGAUGGUGACCGGCUCAGGAGAGCUUUCUUGUCCCGCUGAGAGGAAUCGGACAGAUCAUGCAGAUUAUUACACUGAAGCUGUUGAGUUACAUGGUGCGUCUGAAGGCUUCCUUGAAACUGGUGUGCAAAAGGAGUUGUCUUUAACACAUGAGGUCACUGCAAUUCUUGAUGAAAAAGAAGGGAGCCACUGUCCUCCAUCUCUGCUUCCAGAUGAGGAUGUUACCUGCAAACCCGUCUCCACUGAAUCUCCUUUGGGGCAGCCUUUGGCUGACGUGGACUCCAGCUCAAAGUCUGAUGCUGGGACCUCCACCUGUGCACCUUCUGACCCCAGUAAUCAAACUCCAAGCAAACUAGUUGAAAUGCCUCCAAGCGGACUUGACAACCUGGAUCUGGUGAAGGCUGGUGACGAAUCCACAAGUGUGGCGGCUGAUCCGACAAAGGAUGAAGCGGUGACGGCCUCUGAGCAGGCUAGUUCUGCCGCCUGCCCCCGUCUCAACAAUCCACUUUUUAUCCUGCAGCCUCCUGGCCCGAUGUUGAAUCAUUUGGAGUUCAUCACUGACUCUGAUAUUAUUCUCCCCGAGCAGACAGAUAACCGCAGUGCUGCUGACAGAGACUGCGCCAACGUCUCCAAAGAGGUGGACGGCAAUAAAACCAGUGAAAUGACACUAAUGUCUUUAGCACAGGAUCUGGAGCGCAGUAAUGUCAGUGUUAAAGCAGAUGAGAUGCAUCAGGAGCUGGGGGAAAGGAACAAUGCUGAGCAGACCGUUGACGAAUGUGAGAAUUCUGUUACCAAUAAUACAAUUACUACUUCUUCACUGGAGGAAAACCCGCCUCACGCCGCUCAGACUCUUGCUGCAACUGCUUUACUGUCAAAAGAUGAAUGUGAUAACUUGAUUUCUUCAUGUCACACUGAGCCAGAUUCUGUUGGCACAGAUGCCGUUCCUUGUAAAACAUCCAUUAGCAAUGACCUAGUAGCUGUGAGCUGCCCUGUCAGCUCUCACCUGCUUGCCAGUAAGACCCACCAUGAAGUUCAAGAAGACAAUAUUGAAGAAAAAAGCAAAAUGAGAGAUAAGACGUCAGAAGAAAAGACACAAACUAAAGAAGCAACAACUGAUAAUCAAACAGAAGCAGUAGGUAGUAGCAAGCAGCAGGCAGGAAAGGAAGGCUCCGUAUUACAAUAUCCUAAUGAGCCAGACAAAGAGACUACCGUGGACGCUGGAGAUUUGCAGCUGCAAGAUGAACAUGAAGUGCAGCCACCAUCAACGAAUAUAAAGAACGAAGGAGACAGAAAUAAGAGUUUAGAACACGAAGAAAAAUCUGAGAUUCAAACAUCUUCCCUUUCUCUUGAGAAAACGUCAGCGACAGCCGACGUGAUGCUGCCAAGUGAGUCGGAGUUCAGUAGAGAAACUCGGACCAUUUAUGACCAGGACCUGAACCAAACAGCCACAGCCAUGCCGGAGCCCGGCUCUGACGCUGCACCAGAUUUGAAGCCAGCUCUCGGCCAAUCGCAGAGCCCACAAGAUCUAAACUGUUUUGCUCAGCAACAGGAGCAGUGUCUGGGAUCCCGACAUUCCACAGAGGAGCUGUCAGGUGGAUUUGUGCAAGAGGGAGAAGAGGCCAACAGUCAGACCCAAGCGCCAGACUUAGCCGUUAAAGAGGCAGCAGAGGCAGGAGGCGGCUCUGCCGAGGGGCUGUUUCAGUCAGAAAGCAAAGAUGAGUUGGCGGGUGACGAGAGUAGUCACGAUGAUGGCGUAAUGGGCCAAGAGAAAGGCAAGGGAGCACAGGAUUCAUCAGAGGCUGGAAAGGCAGAUGUGCCGUGUCACCUUUCCAGUAAUUUAAAUGGAAGUGCUGUUGAGAGUGUUGACAUUGGGAUAGCAACAGUUUACUCUCAAGUAGAUGUGACAGGACAGGGGGUUGAUGAGAAUAAAGACUCGGGGUUAGGGGUAAGAGAGACGGAGCAAAAUUUAAUUGAGACUGCAGGUGAAUUGGAAGGUAAAAAGCAGCAAAUGAGCAACCUGUCAGCCGCAUCUCAAGACCAGUAUAGAAAAUCCGACGCUUCACAAAAGAGCGCUGUAUCUGCAGAGUUGGCUUCUCUGAAACUUGAGACUCCACCCUUCCAAAACUCAGUUUCAUUAAACGUGAGAACAGAUAAUGACAACAUUAAUUCAGAAGUUGUUCCAAGUGCCAGCGCAGCUGAGGAAAGUCAUACAAAGAUGCCCGGUACUGAUGCCGGGCUGGCAGAAACUGGGGGAGAGGAUUUCAAGUCUGCCACAGUUACGGAACGUGAGAGUGCUGAAACUGAGGAGUGUGAAAUUAAGGAUGCAGUGUGUAAGCCUCUGCAAAGCUGCAAUAAAGUGUUCCCCACACAAGCCAGCCCCGUUGUGCAAACAGCCGUAAAAGGCCAUAGCGCUGAGGAGAUCACAAAGGGAGAUGAGGCGGCUUUAGUUGGGGAGACUGCUAGCAGCCAAGGAAAAGAGAAAUGUGAGGUAAAAGUGACUGAGAAUAAAGAAGAAAUAGAAAAGCUGGGGAUUGUAAAUGUAAAUGGCAAAGACAGCAGCAGGGAGUCGGUCUCAGGCUAUUUUCAGGCUGAGGUGUCACAAAGCCGUGCAGAGGCUGUUGUUUAUCCCUCAGAGGGGGGCAUUGAUCUUUCUAAAGCAGAAGAACAUGGCAGCGAUAUAUUAGAUAAAGCAACUGCUCAUCCAUGUGUUGGUUUAAACUACCUGGAAGAGCCUAUUUCUACCAACCUCGCAUCCCUUGAUGAGUCAGAGAAACCCCAUGACCAAGUUCCUUUGUCAAAGCCCCACGAUGAUAUGAUGGUGAAAGCUACUGGGACUGAACCUCAGUGUGAUGGAGGUCCGGCUGAAAGGGCUCCUGCCUGCAGCUUCAGCCCCCCUGUUGAACAAGUGUCUGUGAGUAUAGAGGCUGCUGAUGUGGCCGAGAGUCCUCCUUUGGGAGAAAUUGCCCUGGAACAAGAUACAGACUGGAUUAAAGCACUAAAAGAAGCUGCAUCCCUCUCUCAGAGUGAACAAGUGAAGACAGUGGAUGACCUGAGACCCCUCCCAUCUCUGGAGUCUCCUCAGCUGGAGUUUCUAACUCCCACUGAAGAGACAGCUGUGCUGAGACAAGACGAGGAGAUCCCACCACCAGAUCAAGCAGCAGGGCAGGCAGUGGAGAGCCCAGCUCUGCUGGUUGCCAAGAGGCCAGUGGACCUUCCUCAACCUUUACAAAAGACUGUAGAUCUUCCAGAGCCAACACAGCAGACUGCCCCACUUUCCGAACCAACUCAGAGCGCAAAGGCAGAGCUCUCAGAAGAAAUAACCAACAAGGACAAGUCGUCAACACCAACCAAGACCGAGUUCUCUCCAGACAGGAGUCCAGAAUCUGACAACCAGCUUGUAGACGUAGCGGACGAUCAGACUGAGUUCUUCAAAGCAACCAAAAAGAUAGAAGAGAUCCCAGAACAGACUGAAAUUGAUGUAGACUCCAGAGAACCAACAGAGAAUGAAGAAUCGCAACUAAAACAGACGACCGAGUCUCUAAAGCAACAGGAGAAGCUGCCAGAAGAACUUGAGGAAAAACCAGUCGAGGUCCCACCUGAGAAAACUGACGUGACAACAGUCCAAGAUCCCCCUGAGGAGCUGCAGAGCAGCGGGCCCCCCCUCACUGAGCCCCCAGAGAGAGGUCACCCUGUCCCUGCUUGUCCUGCACCUCCUCCCUCUGAACACCAGCUCCCUCCUUCCCCCAAAGACACCACAGAGCCUCUUCCUCCCCUCCAAGACACCACAGAGCCCCCUCCUUCCCCCAAAGACACCACAGAGCCUCUUCCUCCCCUCCAAGACACCACAGAGCCCCCUGCCCCCCCCCCCACACCCCCGGGAAGUGACACACCUGCAUCAUGUCUUCCUCCUCCAGCCCCCGCCACCCCUGCCGCACCUUCCGCUGAUCGCCGUGAGGACCUAGACCCCGCCUCUGCUCCCUGCCGUGCUCCUUUCAGGAGCUCAGACUCUGACGGUGCUUUCGAGACUCCUGAAUCUACUACUCCUGUGAAAGCUGUUUCCCCUGUUGAUCCCCACAGAGAGCAACUAACAUCUGAUGGCGACGAUGCAAACGCCUCAGUGAGUGACCUUGUUCCUGAUUCUGCCCCAGCCGGUCUACCUUUACGCUCUCCGUCCAUUAACUUUGAUGAAAACAAGCCUAUUGCUGCAAGUGGUACAUAUAACUUAGAAGUCUACGCAGCGGAGCCACCAAGUCACACUCUGACCCGCUCUCUCAGCCUCCAGGGAGGAGAAUUAGAAAGCCCCAGUGCACCAUUGGAUGUUUCUGCGUCGGCAGGUUUCCGUGCGCAUUCUGAAUCCUUCAGUGUCGGCACCGAGAGUGCCCCGGGGACGCUUCGCAGGCCCAAAAAGGUCCGUCCUGGGUCUGUGAAGAAGAAGCCUCUCCUAAGACAAAACUCCAACCCUGAAGCCCAGAAGCCUGCCACUUCUACCGCCACACAAGAGGCCAAGAAACAGGCAAAGCCUGGAACUGCCAGCCCUCUGCUGUUUCCGGAGGAAACAGAAGGAGGCUCUGCAACCCCAAGUCCUGGAGGGACACUCCGUAGGACCAGGAAGAGCCGCGUGGAAACUCCUCCACCUCUUCAAGAGGAAAUCAAAGAUACCAGCCAGGAAGAGGAUUGUGGUGUCCCUGCCUUACCUUUAUGCCAGGAGGAGAUCUCCCUCCCUGCUAGUCUAACGGACAAAGAAGAAUCUCCAAUCCCUCCGAGUGCCUCUUACAAAUGGGAUCCAGAGAACUUUGACAGCAUUGACCCUUUUAACACUGGAGGUAGUAAAAUAGCCAAUUCUCCUGUUUUUGGUCGUAAAGACCUCGUUUGUGGUCCUGUUUCCAUCCCUCCAGAGGGUCCCCCUCCCUCUGUUGUUGAACCACAUUACCCCACUGCCCCUGCUCCUCUUGAAGAGCCAAACCCUGAGGAGCAACCCAUUCUACCCAAGCGUCAGGCAGUAAGACUGGAGUUUGACUACUCUGAAGAAAACUCUGAGGCAUCACAUCCAGCCUCUCCUCCACUGAAGAAAGUGGGCAAGAAGCCCGGUGGCAAGAUGCCUCAGAGGAAGGCAAAGCUGGGGUUGAAAAAGAUGCCUCCCGCACAGGUGGAGCAGCUGGACAACACCCCUCCUCCCACCCAUAAUGGCAAUGAGGAUGAACUCACAGUUCCUAAAGCAGCUUACAACUUUGAACCCGACAAAUGGGACGAUCCUAGCUAUAACCCGUUUACGUCAAAGAAAGCCGUCUCCAACUCUCCCAAAAUGCCUAGGCCAGCGUUUGGUUUCGAUGCCAAUAACUUUGAUGACUCCGUAGAUCCUUUCAAAUACUCCAACAAGUUGGCCAAUUCCCCUCCCAAGGCAGCUGCGUCUUUUGAAAUGUCAUCCAAUGACUAUGAUGAUGAAAAUGACAAUGACAACAUCGGGGAACUGGAGGAUCAAAACCAGAACAAACCUUCCAAGAAGAAGAAAACUCCCAUAAAAUCUAAUACUUUCAGGGUGAAGAGGUCGCCAAAGAAAACGCCAUUGUCAGAUACAUCACAGGAUCCUGGGUCCGCAGAUGAAUCUCCCUCGCUUCAUUCACAGGAUGAUCACGCCACCGAUGAGGAAAAGUUGGCCUCCACCAAUCAUAAGUGGGGACCCUUGCACGAUAUGGAUGCAGAUUUGAACUCUGAUCAACAAAGCUUCCCUCAGCCAUGCGACCUUACGUCUUUUGUGAACGAGAACAGUCUCCCUCAGGAGACUCCAGUGCAAGACUAUGAAAUUGAGUAUAUGGAGAAGAUUGGUUCCUCCUCCCCACCGCUGUCGUCAAAGAAGCCAUCUUUGUACUUGAAGUUGGACUCUGUAUCUGAAAACUUAACCAAAAAUACACGUGCACAUGGAUCAGAGCCCAGCUCCCCCUGCACAGGGAGCUUCGAGGAGAUGGAGGCCCAGAUAACGGCGGGCAUGAAGACGCCGGUGCUGAGCUCGCGGCCUGGUCCCGAGGGUUCCGCCGGGGAAAAGGGCAGGAAGAGGGAAAGCGAGUCUCUCAGCCGAACGCAGAGCACAGAGAGGGAUGAGCAGCCCCCUAGCCAGGGCCCCGCCGAGGCCCCUGCUCAAGACCAGACCUUGCCCCUGUUAGACAGGCUGUCUGAGUGCGACGACCCCCUGCAGUACCUGGAGCCUGACCUGGCCGAGACCAACCCCACCGCAUUCGCCCAAAAGCUUCAGGAGGAGCUGGUGCUGGCCGCCCUGAGGCUAGAGGCUCUGCAAGUAGCCAAAAUCAUCUCUCAGUGCCCCUCCCUCUCCACUGUAACCCCCCAGUCUCGGCUCAAGAAACCAAGCAACCGUCGGUGGAAUAUCAACGGUUCGCCCUUGCUUAAACACAGAGACGUGUCGUCUUCAGUCGACAGCGCUCUGCCCAAGACCUCGCUGUACGCCAGGACCACCUCCACCAGCAGCAGCAGCUACAUGGAAGGAGAGAGUCCUCACCUGCCCAGAGAACUGGACCACUCAUUGGGAAUUGCAAGAGAUGAGGUUGUGACAAAGGAGAAAGAAGUACUGGAGUGGCAGAGGAAGUAUGAAGAGAGUCGGCAGGAAGUGGUGGAAAUGAGGAGAAUUGUUGCUGAAUAUGAGAAGACAAUCGCUCAAAUGAUAGAGGAUGACCAGAAGGAGAAAUCUCUCUCCCACCAUACCAUCCAGCAGCUCAUUAUGGAAAAGGAUCAGGCCUUGGCUGACCUGAACUCGGUGGAAAAGUCUCUGGCUGACCUCUUCCGUCGUUAUGAGAAGAUGAAAGAUGUGCUGGAUGGCUUCCGCAAGAACGAAGAGGUGUUGAAGAAAUGUGCUCAGGAGUAUUUGACCAGGGUGCGCAAGGAGGAGCAACGAUAUCAAGCCUUGAAGAUCCACGCAGAGGAGAAACUAGACAAGGCCAACACAGAUAUAGCUCAGGUGCGAGCCAAGGCCAAGCAAGAACAAGUCGCCUACCAGGCCAGUCUGAGGAAGGAGCAGAUGAAGGUGGACUCUCUGGAACGCACUUUGGAGCAAAAGAACAAAGAGAUAGAGGAGUUGACGAAGAUCUGUGAUGAGCUGAUCGCCAAGAUGGGAAGGAGUUAGCGGCUACAACAUGAGCAAGCCUCAGAAAAGUAAAGUGAAGAUGAAGUGCAUCCCUCUUCCAAGAAAUGGUGGACGCUUAAAGGCCAGCGUGAAUCCACCGUGUACAGGAUACACAGGAACGACUUCCUCUUAAUUACUCUGUACAUUUUUGAUGUCUCAGUGUAUCGUACUGUAUUAAAGGUCUGGUUUAAAGUUUUAAAAAAAAUCUGUCAUAUCACUAAUGGGUGUGUCUGCGUGUGUGGGUGUGUGUAUAGUAAUGGGAAAGUACAAAUGUUGUGUGCAGGUUAGAUUAUGUAUUAUGACGUUGCCAUGACAGCCACAGAGGGAGAAGACUGUUUACCCACUCCUGUUUCUGCAUCCUCUUGAUGCAGGAACGAUAGACUCUGAAGAAGAGUAACAAAAUAUUCAGAUUUAUUCAUAAAAUGUUCAAACUAUCCCAGAAGAUUUUUGCAUGUAAGAAAGAAAAGGAAAAAAAACUUGUGAUAUCAAUGUUUGUAUAUAAUGUAUUGUAGGAAAAUCCAAGUUUGAAAAACUCACCUGCACUUUUGAUAUACAGUAGUUACCCAGCCAUCCUCACCCUGCUGCCCUCAUGUAACCAUGUAGAUAUUUGUCAUAGCUUUUUUGACAGAAUUGUGGAACUUUAUUUUUUGGAUUUUAUUUUGAUAUAAAGCAAAGUGAUCGUGACUGUAUUCAGUUGUGACCAGGAGUAACUUAAUUUUGGAUGAAUAUUUCCCAGUCCUGCAUUGGUCAUUUGUCACACUGAGGAAUAAUUUCUUCACUGCACAGCUACUGUACAGCAUCAGCUUAUAAAGUGCAAUAAAAAUAAUUGGCAAUACA